This is a messenger RNA of Lobosporangium transversale, 3303 nucleotides long. Its product is annotated as cysteine proteinase. Gene Ontology annotation, biological process: protein deubiquitination; regulation of protein stability. The record is from RefSeq and is a predicted model, not a curated record. Lineage: Eukaryota; Fungi; Mortierellomycota; Mortierellomycetes; Mortierellales; Mortierellaceae. Gene Ontology annotation, molecular function: cysteine-type endopeptidase activity; protein binding; cysteine-type deubiquitinase activity. The transcript is spliced from 11 exons. The coding region runs from base 1 to 3303 and encodes 1100 amino acids. Gene Ontology annotation, cellular component: cytosol; nucleus.
AUGACCAAGACAUUGAUCCCUACUCAUCCGGACCUUGAAGAACGUGCAUGUGGGAUGUUCCAAUGGCAUAUUACCGAUUGGAAAGCUCUGGACAAGCGAGUGACAGGGCCUGAGUUUGAGAUUGGAGGAUACAAAUGGCGCAUUCUCCUCUUUCCUCAAGGCAACAAUGCACCUGAAAGUGUAGCUCUCUAUCUGGACUCUGCGGAACCCAGGGACCAGACUGAUCCUCACUGGCAUGUCUGCGCUCAGUUUGCACUUUUGAUGUCCAACCCACAUAAUCCAACAGUCUACAUUGCAAAUAAUGCUCAGCACCGGUUCACGAUUGAGGAAGCUGAUUGGGGAUUCACUCGCUUUACAGAGAUCAAAAAGCUGGAAACUCCACUUGAUCACCGAGGACUGCCACUGCUUGACAAGGGUCAUACUGUAAUCACGGCUUAUGUACGAGUGUAUAACGAUCCAACAGGAGUGCUCUGGCACAAUUUUAUAGACUAUGAUUCCAAGGUGAUGACGGGAUAUGUGGGUCUCAAAAACCAAGGAGCAACCUGCUAUAUGAACUCGCUUCUUCAGUCCUUGUUCUUCACCAAUUAUUUCCGCAAAGCUGUCUUCAACAUCCCCACAGCAGAAGAUGAACCUUCCAAGUCCGUAUCAUUAGCCCUUCAACGUGUUUUCUAUCAGUUAGCAACAAGCAAUAACUCUGUCGGGACCACAGAGCUGACAAAAUCAUUUGGAUGGAACUCGUUAGAGAGCUUUAUGCAGCAUGAUGUCCAGGAAUUUAAUCGUGUCCUGCAAGAUAAUUUGGAGGGCAAGAUGAAGGGCACAGCGGCUGAAGGCGCUAUUCAGAAAUUAUUCGUUGGCAGGAUGAAGAGCUACAUCAAAUGUAUCAAUGUCGAAUACGAAUCGUCUAGAGUUGAGAACUUUUAUGAUAUUCAGCUCAAUGUUAAGGGGUGCAAAACGCUGUAUGAUUCGUUUGCCAAUUAUAUUGACGUUGAGACUCUUGAUGGUGACAACAAGUACAUGGCAGAAGGUCAUGGGCUUCAGGAUGCAAAGAAGGGAGUGAUCUUUGAGACCUUGCCGCCAGUCCUUCAUCUUCAAUUGAAACGCUUCGAGUACGAUAUUGAACGGGAUGCGAUGGUUAAGAUCAAUGACCGACACGAGUUCCCGCUUAAUAUCGAUCUAGCUCCUUUUGUCGAGGACAGUGAGGAAAAGCAAAAGGCUGGACCCGAUGGAUUCAAAUACACAUUACAUGGUGUACUGGUUCACUCUGGAGAUUUGCAUGGAGGCCAUUACUUUGCGCUUCUCAAACCCGAGCGCGACGGCAAGUGGUAUCGCUUUGAUGACGACCGUGUGACGAUAGCGACUAUGAAAGAAGUGUUGGACGAGAACUAUGGAGGAGGAGAGCCUUUAGAGAAUCUGGCGAGCAUGACACUGGCAAUGCGGCAGAUGAAUAGACACAAACGUUUCACGAACGCUUACAUGUUGGUCUAUAUUCAGGACAAUGCCAUGGAUGAAAUAUUAAAACCAUUGACUGCUGCUGAUAUUCCUGAACAUCUGCAGCGCCGGCUGGAUGAUGAACGAAUUGCAUUGGAAAACAGACGUAAAGACCGAGAAGAAUCGAUGUUGUUUUACAAUGCCCGAGUGAUCUCGGAAGCAGAUGUGAAGCAACAUGAUGGAUUUGAUCUCUUUAACCCAUUAAAUCCUACAGCUGGUAAGCUGAUCAAAGUCAGGAAGCAGGACACGUUUGCCAAGUUCAAGGAAGUUGUCGCUAAUACCUAUGGAUUGACGGAGGACCAGAUUCGAAUUUGGACUCUAGUAAAGCGUCAGAAUGAUACUGUUCGCACGGACACCCCUAUCCCAGAUACGGAUUUGAACUUGACAAUGGAUGUAAUCAAGGAAAGAUAUGGAACGCGUACUCAGGCGGAUCUGAAAUGCUAUGUCGAAUUUGCGGAUAGUCCCGGAGGUGCGAAGACGCUUCCCACCCCAAACGAGGGUGCCAGUGGUACUAUCAUGAUCUUUACAAAGUUUUACGAUCCAUACACCUCCAAACUGGAGGGAGUAGGAAGAAUUUAUGUUCAAAAGGCCAACAGGGUUGGCGACAUUGUGGGUAUUCUCAAUGAAAAAAAGGGCUUUGCGCCUGGUACAAAAUUGCUACUCUUUGAGGAAAUCAAACCCACUAUGAUUGAGCCAAUGAAGAUGAAGUCAUCAUUUCAACACAGCGAGAUUCAGGGAGGUGAUAUUAUUGUUUUCCAAGAAGAAUUGACACCAAGGCAAAUAUCCGAGCUCACAGCUUCGAAUGCAAAGCCGCUUAUUCCGAGUUACUAUGAAUAUCUUUGCAACCGAAUUGUGGUGGAUUUCAAGCCAAAGAAUACUGAAGAUCCCUCAUUGAAGACAUACUCUAUUGAGCUUAGCAAGAAGAGCACAUAUGAUCAAGUAGCGUCCAAACUUGCGGAAAAAUUAGGAACAGAUCCAUUACAUAUUCAAUUUACAUCUGCAGGCGCACCCAGUGGCCUUCCAAAGGCAAUUAUCAAGCGUAUACCGAAUAUGCAGCUACAGGAAAUGUUGGCUCCCGGAUAUAUCCAACAUCAUCACCAUCAACAAUUGCAUAAUCCACAGGCGCUUGCUGGAAUGAAUGGUGCUGGAGUAGGAAGAUUGAGUGUGAUUUAUUAUGAGAAAUUGAGCAUCAGCAUUGUAGAACUGGAGAGCAAACGGUUGAUUAAGGUCACAUGGCUUGGCCCCGCCCUGAGCGACCAGUCGACCCAUGAGCUAUUAUUGCUAAAGACCAGUACCAUGAGUGCGGUUGUGGAUGCAUUGUUACCUAAGAUCAAACUGGCGCCAGAAGGAAGCAAGAAGCUUCGUAUGUUUGCAGUGUUUAAUGGCAAUUUGAUCAAAGAAUAUGGGGUUAUGGACCCAAUUAGCAGCGUCCACGAUUCAUUGUCAAUUUAUGUGGAGGAAGUUCCAGUAUCGGAGCUUGACCGCAAGGAAGAAGAUGUUAUCAUUCCAUGUACCCACUUCCACAAUGAUAUUACACGAACACACGGCAUCCCAUUCCGGAUGGUUAUCAAGGAGAACGAACCUUUUGCAGAGAUGAAAGUGCGUAUGCGGGCACGAUUGGGCAUGAAUGAGAAGGACUUUGCCAAGAUCAAGUUUGUUUUAUAUCAGGGUGGCAAGCUUAAUGUAUUGAACGACGAUGACAUAUUGAGCGAAGCGGAAAUUGUAUCUGGAGACUUUAUUGGUUUGGAUCAUGUUGACAAGACUAGCAGGAGCAAUCGUUUGUUACCCGAGAAGCCAAUCACCAUUAGAGGAUAG